Molecule: messenger RNA, 3925 nt
Organism: Chelonus insularis
Lineage: Eukaryota; Metazoa; Arthropoda; Insecta; Hymenoptera; Braconidae
Gene: eIF3a
Product: eukaryotic translation initiation factor 3 subunit a
Exons: 3
Coding region: 153-3494 (1113 amino acids)
Biological process (GO): formation of cytoplasmic translation initiation complex; translation reinitiation
Cellular component (GO): eukaryotic translation initiation factor 3 complex, eIF3m; multi-eIF complex; eukaryotic translation initiation factor 3 complex, eIF3e
Molecular function (GO): translation initiation factor activity; mRNA binding
Source: RefSeq, a predicted model, not a curated record
UUUCCAAUGGCUGCUUUUCAUCCGGUACACGCGGUCCAAGCACCUAUUUUACCUAGCAUCAUACACGGUUAAUUUUCAAAAGCGUUUAAAAAACGUUAAUACAAUUUUUCAAGUGUUGAAUGUAAAAAAAGUGUACUGACAAACUAAUAAAAAUGGCGCGAUAUGGGCAACGUCCCGAAAAUGCUCUCAAAAGAGCUAAUGAAUUUAUUGAAGUUGGUAAGCCAGCGCGGGCACUGGAUACCCUGCAAGAAGUAUUCCGAAACAAAAAAUGGACGUACAGUUGGUCAGAAUCGGUUUUGGAGCCAAUUAUGUUCAAAUACUUGGACCUAUGUGUGGAAUUGAAAAAAUCACACAUAGCAAAAGAAGGGUUAUUCCAAUAUCGGAAUAUGUUCCAGUCAGUGAAUGUAGGCAGUCUGGAGAAUGUAAUCCGUGGAUAUCUCCGUAUGGCUGAAGAAAAAACUGAAGCUGCAAGAAAGCAGAGCCAACAAGCAGUCAUUGAUAUCGACGAUUUAGAUAAUUUAGCCACACCCGAAAGUAUAUUACUAUCAGCGGUAAGUGGUGAAGAUGCUCAAGAUCGUAGUGAUCGUACAAUUUUGACUCCAUGGGUUAAAUUUUUAUGGGAAUCUUAUUGCCAAUGUCUUGAACUUCUUCGAACAAAUGCUCAUGUUGAAACAUUGUAUCACGAUAUUGCUCGUAUGGCAUUCCAAUUCUGUCUCGAAUAUAAUCGUAAAACAGAAUUUCGAAAAUUGUGUGAAAAAUUACGUAAACAUCUUGAAGAAAUCUGCAAACUCCCACAAUUAGUAUCUAAUGUUUCAAUGAACAAAGCUGAAACUCAACAGUUAAAUUUAGAGACUCGUUUAAUUCAAUUAGAUUCUGCGAUUCAAAUGGAAUUAUGGCAAGAAGCUUAUAAAGCAACUGAAGACAUUCACGGUUUGAUGAAUCUUUCUAAGAAGCUUCCAGUUCCUAAAACAAUGGCAAAUUAUUACCAAAAACUUGCUAUGGUAUUUUGGAAAGCUGGCAAUUAUUUAUUCCAUGCAGCUGCAUUAUUCAAACUUCUUCAACUUUCACGAGAAAUGAAGAAAAAUAUGUCAGCCGAAGAACAACAACGUAUGGCUAAUCGUGUUUUAUUAGCAACUUUAUCUAUUCCACUACCAUCAGCACAUCCAGAAUUUGAUCGUUUUAUUGAGACUGACAAAAGCCCUCUAGAAAAAGCUCAAAAGUUAGCAAUUUUACUGGGUUUAAAUCAACCACCAACACGUGCAUCUUUGUUACGUGAUAUUGUACGUUUGAACGUAGUCAAUUUAGCAUCACCUCAGCUUCAAGAUUUAUACUCAUGGUUGGAAGUAGAAUUUCACCCUUUAGAAUUAUGUAUCCGAGUACAAUCAGUAAUUACAACACUUCAAUCAGAUGAAUCAAGUGCACUAGCUCAAUAUGUUCCGGCAUUACAAGAUGUAACAUUAGUACGUUUAAUUCAUCAAGUAUCCCAAGUCUACCAAACAAUUCAAUUCGCUCGUCUUCUUGAAUUAGCCAAAUUUUCAACAAAUUUUCAUUUAGAACGUCUUUUAGUUGAUUGUGUUCGUUAUAAUGAUAUGCAAAUUCGAAUAGAUCAUGGAAAAAAAUGUAUUCACUUUGGAGUAGAUUUAAGUGAAGCACAACGAGAAGAUCAUCCUGAUGGUCCACUUCUUCAAGCUAUGCCUUCCGAACAGAUUCGUUGUCAACUAGUUAAUAUGGCAACAGUGCUGCACCGUUCUAUUAAUGUUAUUAAUCCUAAUAAACGUAAACAAGAACGUGAAAAAAUACGAGCUGCUAUGGUUGCUAUGUAUCAUGAAACGAAAAAUAAAGAACAUCACAGAGUUCUUGAACGUCAAAUGAUUAUUGAACAGCGUAAAGAAUAUAUUGAACGUGUUAAUACGAUUCGAGAAGAAGAAGAAAUGCGCCGUCAAGAGGAAUUACAUCGUCAACAAAUGUUGGCUGAACAAAAACGUUUAGAGCAAGAACGUGAAGAACGAGAACGUAAACGUCAACAAAGUGAGAUACAACAGAUUAAAGAUCGUCAUUUGAAGGAGAAAAUGCAACAAAUAUCGAGAACCAGUCAUGGUCAGAAAGUUCUUAAAAAAUUAGACGAAGAUGAAAUUAAGAAAUUAGAUGCUGAACAAAUUGCUGCCCGUGAAGCUGAAGAGUUGCAGAAAGAACGUCGUGAAAUGCAACAGAAAUUAAAAUCACAAGAGAAGAAAGUUGAUUACUUGGAACGUGCAAAACGGAUCGAAGAAAUUCCUUUAUUAGAAAAGGCGGUAGAAGAAAAACAAGAACUUGCUAAGCAGCAAUGGGAACAACAAGAACAAGAGAGAAUAUGUGCCGCUAUUGAGGAACGUAAUCAAGCAGUAGCAACUCGUGAGAGGAUGGCUCGAAUGAAAGAAGAUGCCGAUAUAUUCUUAUCUAAAAUUUUAGCUGAACGUAAAAGUGCAUACCUUGAAAAAUUGAAAGAAUUUGAGUCGAAGUUAAAUGAAGAACGAGCUAAACGAUUACUGGAGCGUAAGGUCCAAAGAAAAGCUGAAAGAAAGUCUAAAUGGGAACAAGAACGUGCUGAAGCAGCUGAACGUAAACGAAUCGAAGAAUUAAGAAUAAAACAAGAAGAAGAACGAAAACGAUUGGAAGAAGAACGCGCCAAACGCGAAGAAGAAGAGAAGGCUAAGAAAGCUGAAGAGGCAGCUAAAGAAGCUGAGAGACUCGCCAAGUUAGAAAAACAAGCAGAAAUUACACGUGCCAGGGAAGCAGAAAUUGAAAGAAAAUUGGAGGAAGAAAAGAAACGAGAGACUGAUGUUGAUACUUGGCGUCGAGGAGGUGAUCGUAGCUUCCGUGAUAGAGAUAGAGGAGCCGAUCGCGAGCGUGAACGAGGAAUUGAUAGAGAUCGUGAACGGGGCGUCGAUAGAGAUCGUGAACGAGGAGUUGAUAGAGAUCGUGAACGAGGAGUUGAUCGUGAACGUGAUCGAGAAGGCACAAAAGUUGAACUUACGUCUUGGAGAAGUGAACCAAGAGACGAGCCAAAAUCUCGUGAAGAUCGUGACGAAGAUCGUGGCAAACGAAGAAUUGAAAAAGAUGAUGAUCGAAGGUGGGGAGACCGUUUUGCUAAAGAUAAAGAACGCGAUACGAGAUUUGAUAAACCGUCGACUAGAGGUAUGCCAACUGGAAGUUGGAGGAAAGGCCCAGAUGAUCGUAAAGAUGAUAAGAGAGAUGAUAGAUUAGCAGACCGUGGUCCACGGCGAAUUGAUGGUCCAAGAUCUCGUGAUGAUGAAAGACCUAGAUUCCAACGUUCCUCAGGCUCUAACGAUUGGCGUAAUCGAAAUGUUGAAGAUUCAGCUAGAGAUUCCUCGAAACGUGAUGAGAGAGAUGAACGUGAUCGCAGAGAUGAACGUAGAGAAGAUAAAUUUAAACGAGAAGAUAAAAGUGAAGCUCCAGAAGAAGAAGGAUGGUCAAAAGUGAGCAGUAAACGUUAAAAUUGAAUAAAAUUAGAAUUUUGAAAAAUUCGGCUUUAAGGUUGGUGUAUUUAUAAUAUUAUUUUUUACUAGUAUUUGUAAAAAUAAUUAAUACUUCGAUUUUUUCGACAUUGUGCAAACAAUUUUAUAAUUGGUUUUAUAAAUGAAGAUGUCUUUUAAUUAUUAUUGGUGAUUAAAACCAAUUCCUUGAAUUAUAAACAAACAUUCUUUUUCUAUUUCACCUUUCAUUAGGAAAAUGAAUUAUUACAUUUUUGUAUAUUCAUAUUAUUAAUAAUAAAAAUUAAGAAAAAUAAAUUAAUUAAAAUGCCGAGAAAGUUGAAGUCAAUGUGGUAAGGAUAGAAAAAUGAAUUAUGUUCAUCAUCAAAAAAUUAAUUAUGUCAUCUUAAGUAUUAAGCAUGAAAAUCUAAUAAACAUCAUGAUUUUCAAAUAGA